Phasianus colchicus (ring-necked pheasant) is the source of this 920-nucleotide messenger RNA. The record is from RefSeq and is a predicted model, not a curated record. Lineage: Eukaryota; Metazoa; Chordata; Aves; Galliformes; Phasianidae.
CGCCUCUCCCCCGGAAGUGAUUCUCUUUCCGGAAGUCGCGCCUUCUGCCGCUUGGUCUCUUUCCGCCGCCAUCUUGGGCUCCGCUUCCCGUACAAAAUGCCUGGCGAAGCUACAGAAACCGUCCCGGCCACAGAGCAGGAGCUGCCGCAGCCACAAGCCGAGACAGUUCCAGCUGCCCUCCCUCCUGCAGCCCCUGCUGCCACUUCUCCUGCCGCAGCGCCAGGGUCCGGAACAGAGUCUGACAGCGAUGAGUCUGUACCAGAGCUCGAAGAGCACGACUCCACACAGGCCACGACACAGCAGGCACAGCUUGCAGCAGCAGCUGAAAUAGAUGAAGAACCUGUUAGCAAAGCAAAACAGAGCCGAAGUGAAAAGAAAGCACGGAAGGCAAUGUCUAAACUCGGCCUCCGCCAGGUCACAGGAGUAACCAGAGUCACCAUCCGCAAAUCUAAGAACAUCCUCUUUGUCAUCACAAAACCAGACGUGUACAAGAGCCCAGCAUCAGACACCUAUAUAGUCUUUGGAGAAGCAAAGAUUGAAGACUUGUCCCAGCAGGCCCAGCUGGCAGCUGCCGAAAAGUUCAAAGUGCAAGGAGAAGCUGUGUCAAACAUCCAAGAAAACACACAGACCCCCACCGUGCAGGAGGAGAGCGAGGAAGAAGAGGUUGACGAAACCGGUGUGGAGGUGAAAGACAUCGAGCUGGUCAUGUCCCAGGCCAACGUGUCCCGAGCAAAGGCAGUCCGUGCCCUGAAGAACAACAGCAACGAUAUCGUAAACGCUAUAAUGGAGUUGACGAUGUAGCCGUCCAGAGGAGGAGCCUAUUUUUUUUUUUUUGGUAUUUCAGAGAAGAGUUAAAGGAACCUAAAUUUAAAAUUUGUACUGUUUCUAUCAGUUAAUAAAAGUUAAUUGAUAGAGCCGCA